AUGGUUGAAGAAGAUAGAGAAGCUACAGAAGGCAUUGGAAAUCCAGCUUUUAACAUGAGCAGUCCAGAUCUCUCAGCAUGUCAGACUGCAGAAAAGAAAGUUAUUAGACAUGACAUGCUGGAUCGCACCCUUGCAGCUCACCAACAAAAAUUCAGGCUGCCAGCCUCUGCAGAACCAAAAGGCACUAUGCUAGGAAAUGAAUAUGGCAGAAAUUACUUUGACCCACUGAUGGAUGAGGAAAUAAACCCAAGGCAGUGUGCGAUGGAGUUCAGCAGAGAAGAUGACGAUAGAAUUUUCUAUAAUCGAUUAAUGAAGCUUUUUGAAGAGAGCGGACAAGGAGAACCCCAAGAUGAGAGCGGCCGGGAGGAGACUCUGAAUUCUGAAGCACCUGGGAGUUCCAAUAAGAGUCACGAAAUCCACAAAGAAGCCAGCGAAGCCACCACUGCCCACCUUGAGGAGUUCCAAAGAUCUGCUCAGAAAAAUCUAAUUCUGCUUGGAAGUUCUCCACUAGAACAGGAAAUUAGAUCUACCUCAUUGCAUUGUAUGGAGGAUGAGAUGAGUCAUCCAUGA
Messenger RNA from Nomascus leucogenys (northern white-cheeked gibbon), 570 nucleotides. It is a transcript of the gene OFCC1, whose product is annotated as orofacial cleft 1 candidate 1. The coding region runs from base 1 to 570 and encodes 189 amino acids. Lineage: Eukaryota; Metazoa; Chordata; Mammalia; Primates; Hylobatidae. Gene Ontology annotation, cellular component: perinuclear region of cytoplasm. The record is from RefSeq and is a predicted model, not a curated record. The transcript is spliced from 7 exons.